Molecule: messenger RNA, 1226 nt
Organism: Spinacia oleracea (spinach)
Lineage: Eukaryota; Viridiplantae; Streptophyta; Magnoliopsida; Caryophyllales; Amaranthaceae
Product: protein TOO MANY MOUTHS
Exons: 10
Coding region: 582-1109 (175 amino acids)
Biological process (GO): auxin export across the plasma membrane; proteolysis; auxin polar transport
Cellular component (GO): endoplasmic reticulum; plasma membrane
Molecular function (GO): cysteine-type peptidase activity; auxin efflux transmembrane transporter activity
Source: RefSeq, a predicted model, not a curated record
AAACCAUCUCCCUGCUCCCUCUCUCUCGUUACUAACUCCAUUGAUUGAGAAAUGGAAGGCAAAACUGGAUUGGAAACCCUAAUUGUUUUUUCGUUGAAGAUGGUCUUGUCGUUGACGCUCAAUUCGACUACACUCCUCCCCACCUCCGCCAACUCGUCGCCGUCUCUCAGUCCGGCGACCUCCCUGCCCUCCGCCUCGCUCUUGAAAAAAGAUGAUUAACGCACCACGACCACCACCAGUGCGCGCUCUUGCUUAUGCUCACCACCACCACCACCACCAAUUAUGCGUGCUGCUUCUGCUCACCCCACCAAUUCUGCAGCCUGCUUCUGCUCACCCCACCCCCAUUUGCGAAGUUCAAAUGUCUACCACUACUACCACCAGUGUGAACCUCCCCCACUUGCGACGAAAUUUUACAUCCCCUUCCGCCUAGCUCUUCCCCUGUCACAAGGAAGGUCUAUGCAAUAGAUGCAAUAAGUGUGCUACCUGACGAGCUCUGGAAUUUGGUUUAGCACACUAAUUUGAAAUUUGGACAAAAUUACUUGACAUGCUCUAUCUCUUCAGGCGUUGGAAACCUAACUCGCAUGGAAUACCUGGAUUUUGGUAUUAAUGCAUUAUCUGGGCCACUUCCGAGAGAACUCGAUCUACUUACUGAGUUGAUAUUAUUGGGUCUUAGUGGAAACAAUUUCUCUAGCCCCCUUCCAUCAGAGAUUGGAAACAUAAGAACUCUGCAGCAACUCCUCCAUUGGAUGCUCCUUGUGAUAUGUGUUCCAAGUCACACAAUUUACCAAUUUGAUUCUCGUCGUCGAGAUCCAUUACGAUCCGUGUUGGUCAAGUCACUAUUGAAUAAAGUGUUGAUGAAAAUGAAUGUCAAAAAAAGCGCACUUCCUCAAUGGAAAUCAGUUAAGUGCGCCCAACAAGAGGGUGGGGUCGAGUGUGGCUAUUACGUGAUGAAAUUCAUGCAAGACAUAUUCAAAAGUUGCAAGGAAGUUCAAGAUCUGGAAAAGGUUUUCACAACUCCAAGGGAGGGGCCCUUCACCAAAGAGGAGUUGGAUGAAGUUCGAGACAAGUGGACUACUUACUUCAACGACUGUGAAUUACCCUCAGUGUAAUAAUUAGAGCAGGCUUGUAGUUAUUCGUGACUUUUACAUUAUUUUGUUAUUUAUCGAUUUAAUUAAUUACAUUUGAAUUAAUUCGGCAAUAUUAUUGGAAAUUUGAAAUUUAUAUCA